AUGCAGCAUGAGAUAUCAACUUUAUCGCUGCUGAUAACGGUAUAUGUAACUCGCGCAGUGCGCUUGCACACAAUUUUCCAAUUUUUGGACGGCUACAAAGCAGACCACAGCCUCCAAGGCUACCUCCACGUAGGAAGAGACUACUCGGUGUUCCUAAAGAAACCGCAAGCCCACGACAAAUAUCUCGUAUACGAAUUAUACGAAUCUAAGAACUACGACGACGAGAAUUUCAAACCGAAUCUACUCGCUAUAUCCAAGGUACCGACUUCUUAUCUUCGAGAGCAAUUGAAGAUAUAUCGCGGCGAGCUGUACAGAGCGAAGUAUGUAGACGAUAAUGUUGUGGCCGGCACUCAAGUGAAAACACUGAGGGAAUGGCAAAUAGAGAAGGCGUUAAACUCCCAAAAUAAAGGCUUGAUUGUCGGAGAACCGUCGCCCCUGCGGACUGUAGUACUGUAA
Messenger RNA from Leptosia nina, 456 nucleotides. The record is from the annotation of a GenBank genome assembly. Lineage: Eukaryota; Metazoa; Arthropoda; Insecta; Lepidoptera; Pieridae.